Messenger RNA from Nasonia vitripennis (jewel wasp), 1560 nucleotides. RefSeq lists its product as uncharacterized. NCBI's taxonomy places the organism in Eukaryota, Metazoa, Arthropoda, Insecta, Hymenoptera, Pteromalidae. The coding region runs from base 1036 to 1425 and encodes 129 amino acids. Gene Ontology annotation, biological process: positive regulation of voltage-gated potassium channel activity; sleep; regulation of synaptic transmission, cholinergic. The transcript is spliced from 4 exons. The record is from RefSeq and is a predicted model, not a curated record.
CGUGUCUUUUUCUUCGGGUCUGCGUAUGUAGUAUACAGAGGCUUUGUUCGCAUCACUGAACCUUGGUCUUGUAUAGCUGUGCGCUUAUUUGGCAGAUUUUUUUUCGUGAGUGCACGGGGUAUAUAGUGUUUCGAUGAUCUUCGUUAUUGCCGAUGUACAUGCACACGAGUGUCGGAGAUUUUUUAGGGGGGACAUGGUUUAAUUGGGAUGAUGAGUGAUGGUGCGAGGAUGUUCAUGGAUGUGCGUGUGGAGGAGGAGGUGAUGCUAAAUUUCGAACUUUUUUGAAAAAAAUUUUAAAGCGCGUUAUAAGGAUUCAAAUUACAGCAGAAUGCACGGUUCGCCUGCUCGCUUGAUAUACGUAUUUCCUUAUCGCGUCUGCGGUUGGAAAAUUUCCAAGUACUGGAAAAGAGUUUCGUAAUGCAUGGCGAAGGACAGAAGUAAUAACGAAAAGAUGCGUUUAUUUCUUUUGUGCAGACAAGCACGCUUGUUUGUGUGAAUUAUUCAUAACGACAUGUAUAUUUACCUAUUUAUUAUUGCAAACUUAUGGUUUUCGAUAAUUUUAUUUCUACACAUAAUUUAUAAAGCAUGUUUAUUCUUAUUACCAAAACAAGUGUAUUUUUAAUAAUUAUCUUAUUUAAAGAAUCUACUGCAAUCCCGUUCAAUAAGUAUUGCAAAAAAUUUAUGAAGUUUAGAAUUUUCUUAAUCUUUCAUUCACUAGCUGCUACAGUCAUUCUAGCUCACUUAUGACGAAUCGCACUCUCAGUGGGAUUAAGAUUUGAUUGCGUUUUGCAAGGUCCGCGAUACCACAUAUUUGGCUUUUCAAAACCUACAUUAAUUAACGCGUGUUAUCGCUAAGCAAUUUAACGCACACAUACGACGAGCCGCAGCUCUGGACCUCAGUAGUCGUCGAUCACUCGAGCUGUCAAGUAUUUCUCUCUGAGUAAAGCAGUUAACACCCAUCUCUCUGUGUCCUAGUGAUCAACUUAUAGUGAUAUCAGCAUUCAGCUCAUCACCAUACUUACAGUUGACGAUAAAAUGUCUAUUUCAAAGAGUGUGAUUGCGUUGGCGCUGUGUUUCUUGCUUUCCACUGAGUCAGUAUUUUCUAAGGUUGAGAAAUGCUAUCAGUGUGAUUCUGCGACAGACGUCGAUUGUGCACUAAAUCGAAAACAAGAAAAAUUCAUCUUUAAUUGUAAAGAUACUCCAACCGGAGAAGGAUUUUUCAAUCUCAAUGAAAAUAUAGCCGACGUCGAAUUCCUCUGCGUUAAAGCGAUAAUAACCAAGUCUUUCUUCGGAAAUAAAACCCUGAAGAUGCUGGUUCAUGGGUGUGGAACUAAAGACACCUGCAACGAAAAACCCGAUCCCAAAACCGGAAUAACACUUGUUGAGUGUAACACAUGUACAAGUGAUUUGUGUAAUUCAUCAUAGAUAUAUCAACGUUGUAUUUUACAGUUCGACAAUUUUUUCAGCAAUGAUUUUUCUAUACUAGAAGUAGAAAAGCUUUUUCCACAAUUUGUUAUUGAAAAAUCAGUGCAUACAAAUAAAUAUAUUAACAUUGAUUAA